CUCAUUUCUCAAGAUCUGUAUGACUAGCUGGUGCCAAUAACCUUGACUUCUGCGCAGCUGUAUUUCGGAAAUCUGACCAGAACAAACAGAUAACAGAUCGUCUGCCAUUGUCGUCGCUCAGUGAAUGUAGGAAAAAUGAAGUUUGCUUUGGUGUUUUUAGCAGUCUGUGUGGCGUACGUGUCUGGGGAAUGUAACCACCAGUCCAUCAUAGACAACUGCCAGAGUUUCGCUACGGAGAUGCAAGACAAAGAACGACAGAAGGACAAGACGGAGAUUUGCAAGAGUUUAAACGGAUACCUCGAGUGUAUGAAGGAUGCAGGAUGCCUUGACGACAAGGCCUAUAAAAGUGCCUUAGAUGGUAUGAGGGACAUGAAAAAACAAAUGGAAUGCUCUGCAGCUACUGGGUUGGUUCCAUCUUUGACAACACUGAUAUUUGCAGUUUUUGCCUUCAUCCUGUACAAAUAAUGUGUGAAUCUUUAUUUAUGUUGAAUAAUCUACCUUCACAUUAGCUUAUCAUUCCUUUUUUUUUGUACAUGUUAUACAAUUUGUGUGUGUCUUCUUAAACAUGAUGUCCAAGAUGAGAUAAAUGCAAUACGAUGCAGCUAUUCGAAGUAAUCAUUGGAUGCGUGUUACAAAUGAAACAUAAACUCUCUGAUAGAUUGAUAGAUGGUAAAUGUGGAAUGGAGUCUUAAUUAGUAACGUAGAUAAACAUAACUUUGGCUCAGUAGAGUUUUAUUUUUAGGGAUUUCGAGAAGAAAAAAAGCAUGAUUUGCCUAAUAACCCGAAUGACUGUCCAUGAUGAAUGAAAUUUCAUCUGAGCACGAAAUGGUGUUGGUUAUAUCAGGUCUACUAAUAAAAACGCGUAUAUUGUUUCAAA
This is a messenger RNA of Gigantopelta aegis, 877 nucleotides long. RefSeq lists its product as uncharacterized. The record is from RefSeq and is a predicted model, not a curated record. The transcript is spliced from 4 exons. Lineage: Eukaryota; Metazoa; Mollusca; Gastropoda; Neomphalida; Peltospiridae. Bases 136 to 465 code for a protein of 109 amino acids.